Perca fluviatilis (European perch) is the source of this 3855-nucleotide messenger RNA. It is a transcript of the gene mta3, whose product is annotated as metastasis associated 1 family, member 3. The coding region runs from base 277 to 2379 and encodes 700 amino acids. Gene Ontology annotation, biological process: negative regulation of transcription by RNA polymerase II. Gene Ontology annotation, cellular component: NuRD complex; nucleoplasm. The record is from RefSeq and is a predicted model, not a curated record. Gene Ontology annotation, molecular function: histone deacetylase binding; transcription coactivator activity; transcription corepressor activity. The transcript has 19 exons. NCBI's taxonomy places the organism in Eukaryota, Metazoa, Chordata, Actinopteri, Perciformes, Percidae.
GCCCCUCUCAACGUCACCAGCCAGUGGUUUUUCGGGUUGAUCUGACUUCUUUUGGCUGCCGAGAGUUCACUGUAUUGUAAAGGGUACUGUGAAUCCUAGAGGAGGAGGGGGGGGUUGAUUAGCCAAAAAUUCUCCCGCUUGGGUACACAUCCGGAGUCUCGACGAUUAUAAUUUAUCGCACCCUUUACCUUUUAAGAUACUGGGCUUUAUUGUUUUUAUUAAUUUAUUCUAUUUCUCUUAGUUUAUGGUUUACGUUAACACUCCGGGAGGGCAGAAAUGGCGGCCAACAUGUACCGGGUCGGAGAUUAUGUAUUCUUUGAGAACUCCUCCAGUAACCCUUACCUGAUCCGGCGGAUAGAAGAACUCAACAAGACGGCCAGUGGGAACGUGGAGGCCAAGGUGGUUUGUUUCUACAGAAGACGAGACAUCUCCCACAGCCUCAUCCAGCUUGCAGACAAACAUGCAAAGGAGUUGGAAGAAGAGAAGGAGAGCCCGACAGAGACAGACCUAACAGAAAAACAGAAACACCAGCUUCGCCACAGAGAGCUCUUCCUCUCCCGGCAGUAUGAGAGUCUACCUGCGACACACAUCAGGGGAAAGUGCAGUGUCGCAUUAUUGAACGAGACUGAAGCUGUUCUUUCAUACCUUGACAAAGAGGAUACAUUUUUUUACUCACUGGUGUACGACCCAACACAGAAGACCCUGCUGGCCGACAAAGGAGAGAUCAGAGUGGGGCCACGCUUUCAGGCAGAUGUACCUGAAAUGCUACAAGAGGGUGAGGCAGAUGACAGGGACCAGUCCAAGCUGGAAGAGAAGCUGUGGUAUCCAGAGUGUCCACUUACCAGCAAACAGAUAGACCAAUUCCUAGUGGUGGCACGGGCGGUUGGGACCUUUGCUCGAGCGUUGGACUGCAGCAGCUCGGUUAGACAGCCAAGCUUACACAUGAGUGCAGCUGCUGCCUCACGAGAUAUCACACUGUUCCAUGCGAUGGACACGUUGCAUCGUCAUAAUUACGACCUGUCUAGUGCACUGAGUGUACUGGUCCCAGCGGGCGGCCCGGUGCUCUGCAGGGAUGAGAUGGAGGAGUGGAGCGCCUCGGAAGCUGCCAUGUUCGAAGAGGCACUAGAAAAAUACGGAAAAGACUUCAACGACAUUCGACAAGACUUUCUGCCAUGGAAGUCUCUGACUAGCAUCAUAGAGUACUACUACAUGUGGAAGACCACAGACAGAUAUGUGCAACAGAAGAGACUGAAGGCAGCAGAGGCAGAGAGCAAACUGAAGCAGGUUUAUAUCCCCACAUAUAACAAGCCCAACCCCAACCAGAUCUCAGUGACUAAUGGCAAGAUGGCGACAGUGAAUGGAGCGGGCCCUGGGGCCUACCAUGCAGCAGGCGGGGGCAGAGCCUGCGAGAGCUGCUAUACCAUGCAGUCAGCCCAGUGGUACUCAUGGGGGCCUCCAAACAUGCAGUGCCGCCUUUGCGUUUCCUGCUGGAUGUACUGGAAGAAGUACGGAGGCCUGAAGAUGCCAAGCAGAGCAGAGGCCCCAGAGGAGAGGACCUCCCCCAGUCCAGCAACCAAUGAGCCUCGCUCACGGGGUCAUGCUCCUCGCCAGUCCAACCACAUGGUGCCGAUGCGAAACAGCGGCAGCCCCAAGUCCUCCAUGAAGACCAAGCAGGCUUUCCUGCUGCAGGCCACCCGCCUCACCAAGCUGGCCCGGCAUAUGUGCCGUGACAUCAUCAGGCUGCGCCGUGCUGCGCGCCGGCCCUUUGUCCCCAUUAACUGUGGGGCCAUAAAGGCAGAGUACAUGUUAAGGGUGUCGGAAGGGCAGGGGACUCGCCUACCCAAAACCAGAGCCGCGCAAAGGAGCACUCUGACCAGUGUUCUGCAGUUUCUAGAGUCCCGUCCGGCAGCCCACACCCCUCGCUCCCACCGCACCCCGGGCCUGCAGACGCCUCCCCCUCGACGCCUCCUCUCCUCUCUCCCACACGGCCCCCACGGCAUGCUGGGAAAACGCAGUUACCAUCACCACAGCAGGGCUGAGCCUGACAGACGCUCAGAUAACCCUGGUACCACAGGUGGACCCCUCCUGCAUAACGGCCGCAGCAGCAGCAGUGGAAACACCCGAGGUGGAGUGAUGAUCCGCAAGAGACGCCCCAACUGGAUCGAUGCCCCUGAUGACAGCUUCUUCCUUGUCACCCGGGAGACCAGGAGGGCCAGACGACUGCUGUCCCGCUCCCAGCUGAGGCAUGCUUGUCGGCAGCCAUGCGAGCAGAUUACCCUGCGCAGGGUCAGCCAGGGCCCGCCGCAGGGGCUCGUCCUUGCCCCUCCGCACCCUCACCCCAGCCUGAGGAUGCGAGGCCCCAUCGUUAUCCACGACUAACCCAACACGGACCCUCUGACACCCUUGCUGCAUACACACUAACAAAUUCUCACCUCCUAUUCUCCUUCUUUAUUCCUUAAAAUUCCCUUUUCCCUAAAAAUGCUGUUAUAGUCCUGAACACUUAAACAAGCUGUCUAACUGUUUGGCAACAGAAGGAUGUCAUGAGCCGUGAUGCAAUAGAAACUUACACCUGACCUGACUGCAAGUGCUGCCUGUCUUUAAUCCUGGGAAUGUGUUUGUAUGUGUAAAUACUGUAUUUGGGUGCAUGCUAGUGAGUGAGUGAGCGUGUGUGUGUGUGUGUGUGUGUGUGUGUGUGUGUGUGUGUGUGUGUGUGUGUGUGUGUGUGUGUGUGUGUGUGUGUGUGUGUGUGUGUGUGUGUGUGUGUGUGUGUGUGUGUGUGUGUGUGCAAUCAUGCCAACAACAUGAAUGAGCGAGGUAAUGUUGACGUGUUCUGUUCUUCAUUUUUAUGGAUGGACUUAACGACAGAACUUUGUGUGACUUUUUUGUGUCGAUGGUGAAUUGAUGUGAAGUUCUAUCAGUUUGUAUAAAGUUAUUUUGGGUGGGGGCAUGGGGCUGGAUUAGGAUGGGGUGGGGCCGGGGGUAUGGGAUUGCGUUUGUGGGGACUGAGGUUCUUUUAACAAUGAAGAAGAGGCAAAUGUCCAACGCUGACGUAAAAAAGAAAAUGCACUAUAUGUAGACUGAACUAGCAGCCCUUUUUUUUUUUUUUAACGGCUGCUUUGAAUUGUGUUUUACCUGUAUUUUUUUCACGCUCUUCUUGAAGUUUAUAUCAAUGAGCUGAAGCUGGUGUUGAAAAAUGAUGAUCUGGAGACAUUAUUUCACAAAAAGCUGUCAGUUAUUCAUGACAAAUCUGCAGGUCUGAAAAUAUAACAAGGCAAAGAAAUAGAGAGCUAGCUUACAUCAAACAGCAAAAGCCUCCCUUAUGAACCAGUGUAUUAUAUAUUGUAUAUCUCAUUAAAGCACUGUAAAUCUACUCAUCCUAUUUCUAUGGCCGACUGUACCUACCUAGCCCUGACAUGGGUACUAAAGCACUUCCUUUGCAACAGAAAGGGCAUGGAUCUGUCAUAUCUUCCUGGAGGCUGUGAUGUACCGGCAAUAUUUUGAGGCAAAGAAGAGCAACUUUGCCAGCAGCUGUUUGCUCAUAUUCAAUUUCUUCAUUGUUCUUAAAAAGCCAUCACUCAAGUUUAUCCUGUUUUCAGACAUGUCUCUCUCUCUUCUGCAUGUUGCCAGAGGGCAUUGCCUCAAAAAGUUGCCCAUCCAGCCUUCAGGUGUGUUUAAUUAUGAGUUUUAAAACUGGCAUCGCCGCAGCAUGUCCUUGAGGUGAGAGCCUCCGCUGAUGAUUUCUUCUCUUUCAUUCAGAAUGUUUAUGUUAGUGUUUCCUGUAUGUCAUGUGUUGAAUUAUGAAUAUGCUGAGAAUAAUAAUAAUAAUAAUAAUAAUAAAAACAACACAAUGCCGGA